Messenger RNA from Closterium sp. NIES-65, 4611 nucleotides. NCBI's taxonomy places the organism in Eukaryota, Viridiplantae, Streptophyta, Zygnematophyceae, Desmidiales, Closteriaceae. The record is from the annotation of a GenBank genome assembly.
AUGGCCUCAUUCCCUCGCGCCCUCCCGUUCCCCAUCCCCGUCCCCGCGCGCGUUUCCAUCAUCGCCCUUCUCGCGCUCAUCGCGCUCCUCCGCCAGGCGGAGGCCUACACCGAGCCGCCGAUCCCCGACGGGUGCGUCGCGGAGAUAGCGGAGGUCGACCGGGAGGCCAUGCGCGCGGUGUACGCGGCGCUGCCCAAGAUGAUGUUCUUCUGGCACGACGGCAUACCGCAGUACAAGCUGUUCGACGACAGCCACAACGUCUCCUACUGCUGCGUCGCGCCCAAGCCCGCUAAUGUGUCGUGCCGCCUCUGGUGCCCGCUCGAGUGCACGACCGCCGGCCGCAUAACGGGCAUUUUUUCCGACCCGAGCCGCCAGGACAUGCCCGGGCCCGUUGGGAGCGGAGGAAGCUGCCCGCCCGGCGCGCUGUCGCCCGCCAUUGGCGACCUCGCGGAGCUCUCGUCGCUGGUUUUCCGCCACUCUUGCCUCGCCGGAGGCUUGCCGGACUCCGUCACGCGCCUCCAGAAGCUGACGGAAAUCGUCAUGCCCGAAAACAACUUAUCCGGUCCCAUUCCGCCAGGCCUCUUCCGCUUGCCCGCGCUCCGCCACGUGGAUCUCAGCACAAUCAGUACCAACCCGGAAUUUCAACUUCAAUAUGAAGGCCUUUCGGGGUCCCUUCCUGACGGGCCCGACGCGUACUCUUCGUCUUUGGAAGAGGUUAUCCUCCUGUCCGGCGCCAUUCCGCCCGCGCUGGCGGAGAUGACGGCGCUGCAGAAACUCGACCUGGGGGGGAACCGUCUGUCCGGCGCGGUGCCCGCGGCGCUACGCGACUCCGAGUCGCUCAAGGCGCUCGACGAGGUGCGGCUCGACAACAACGUGCUCUCCGGGGCUUUCUGCGACGCGCUGCUGCCGGCGCGCGAGCUCUGGCUGGGCUUCAACGACCUUGGCGGCGCGACCACCGGAAGCAGCGCCAGCGCCAGCGGCGGAGGUGAAGGUGGGGGCUCUCUGCACGGCUGCGUGUUUCCCGCGAAGCUAGUGAGACUAAGCGCGCCGCACGCGGGCCUCCGGGGGAGCGUUCCGCUCGACCUGUUCCUGGCGACGAACGCGCAGACGGGGCGCAGGCUUCCCAUGGGCGGCUUGGAUAGGUUUGUCCAGAUGGACCUGAGCCACAACAGCCUUUCGGGCAGCCUGAAAGCUUUCACGGUGCUACCAAGAGCGUCCAAGUUGGACCUCUCGCACAACAACUUCUCCGGCGGCAUUCCCGAGGCGUUUUUCACGAGACUGCGCGCGGACCUGCGGUUUAACGACCUGUGGGGUCCGCUAUUCGACGCAAACCUGGAGUCGCGGAGCUCUCGGUUUUCGAGUUACGACUGGGACUUGCUGCGCGUGAGCAACAACAGCGCGCGCAUGGCAGGCGAUGUGGGCGCGGGGUACCUCCCCGUUCCGGCGCCUGGCCUGCAGGCCUCCGCUGCGGAGACCACUGCGCUGCUGGCGGUGCGCGAUGCGCUCCUGGGAGAAGCAGCGGGAGCAGCAGGGGGGAAAACGGCGUUGGUAAACGGCGGAAGCAGCUCGUGGGCGGAGAUUCUGCGCAGUUGGGACGCGAGCAGCAGCAGCGCGUGUGCGUGGUACGGCGUGGGGUGCACAGCAGACGGACACGUGGACACGCUGCACCUGAUAGGCGCUUCCAACGUCACCCUGCACCCCAACUUCGUCCCGAAAUCGCCCGAAUGUGAGUACGACCAGUACGGAGAAAUGUCGUGUGCGCAUGACGUUCCGCCGCCUCCCCCCCAAGUGCAGUUCUUCCUGCGGGGCCUGCCUGGUGGAAGCGCUAGCGCCGGCAGUGCGGUUGCAAGCAGGCAUUUGUCGGAAGCACUGGGGCAGCUGACGCAGCUCACCUCGCUGCGCAUCUCCGGGCACGCUCUCUCCAGCGGCCUGCCGUCGUCCCUCUCACGCCUCUCACACCUCGUCGCUCUCGACCUCUCCUCCAACCGCCACCUCUCCGGCUCCAUCCCCCCCGCCCUCUUCGCCCUCCCCUCGCUGCGAGAGCUCUCCCUCCGCGGGAACAACCUCACGGGAGCGGUCCUCCCAUCCACCACUGCAGCAGCACCAGCAGCGCUGUCAGCGAGCUUGGAGAUUCUAGAUUUGGGGGGGAACGGUCUGUUGGGGUCCAUAGCAGCGCAGGUGUGUCUGCUGACGGGGCUGACGCGCCUGGCGCUGGACCACAACCGGCUGGACGGCAGCUUGCCAAGGGAGCUCGGCGCGCUCUGGAUGCUCACAGACCUGCAGCUGCAGGGGAACGCCCUCCAGGGGGACGUCUCUGCACUCGCUGCCGCCUUCCCCCCCCCCUGCUGCUACUACCGACGAUGGCAGCACCGCCGACUCUGCUGCCUCCACAGCAACCAGCUCUCGGGCGACGCAGCCGCGCUCUUCCCUCGCGACCAACAAUUCCACACACUCAACUUGUCAAACAACCAACUCACGUGGGGCCCCGGCAGCAACGCCUCAUGGCAUGCCGACUACCUGGACCUCUCGCACAACCGCAUAAGCGCCCCACUGCAGGACCUUUUCGGAGACUUAUCAAAGAGGUUCUACUACUCAACGGUGCUGCGUCUGUCGCACAACCAGCUGUCGGGACCCAUCCCUGCCCCGCUUCUGGGACGCAGAGUGACGCAGGAGUUGGACCUCUCACACAACCUGCUCACGGGUUCAAUUCCUGCCAUCGACAACUUGUACUCCAAGACGCUCGAUCUGUCGCACAACCAGCUGACUGGCACCAUUCCCCAACUCGAUGGCACCGACCGCCUCCGCCUCUCCUACUUGGACCUCUCUUCCAAUAAACUCACAGGAAGCAUCUCCAAUGCUCUCGGUCAGCAGCGCCUCGGCUAUCUGGACCUCUCCUUCAACGCGUUCACUGGCACUGUUGCGGAAAGUAACUUUCCGUGCUCGCAGCAACAGUCAGCCGCUACAACAGGGCUGGCGGGUGCGAGCGGGGCAGAGGUUCGGCUGCACCACAAUGAGCUCACUGGACGCAUCUCUGGUUUCGUCUUCUCCUCGUGCGUCUCGCUGCUCGACCUCUCCCACAACCAGCUCUCUGGCCCAGUCCCAGACCCUCCCCAGGGGAGCAACCAGAGCUCCUCCCUCGUCCCCCUCUCCCACUUGGACCUCUCUUCCAAUAAACUUACAGGAAACAUCUCCGAUGCUCUUGUCACCGUCCUCACAGCCCUAUCCCACUUGGACCUCUCUGAAAACCUGCUAUCAGGUUCUGUGCCGCGCUCGCUCGCUCUCGCGCCCGUGCUCACCCAUCUGGACCUAUCACACAACCAGCUCUCUGGCCCCAUCCCAGACCCUCCCCAGGGGAACAGCCGAAGCUCCUCCCUCGUCCCCCUCUCCUACCUGGACCUCUCUUCCAAUAAAUUUACAGGAAACAUCUCCGAUGCUCUCGUCACCGGCCUCACAGCCCUCUCCCACUUGGAUCUCUCCGACAACCUGCUCUCUGGCUCGCUGCCGCGCUCGCUCACUCUUGCCCCCGCACUCACCGACCUCAACCUCUCUCGCAACAAGCUCAAGGGCUCCCUGCCUGCCUUCUGCCAGGGCAAGCAGCGCCUCUCCUCUCUCCUCCUCUCCUCCAACGCUUUCUCCGGCCCCCUCUCCUCCUCCCUCCUCCCCUCCUCCUCCUCCUCCUGCGCCUCCUCCCUCCUCUCCCUCAACGUCUCCUCCAACCAGCUCUCCGGCUCGCUCCCCGAGCCCCUCUCACGCUUCACCGCUCUGCACUCCUUACUAGCGGCGCGCAACCGCAUGAGCGGCAGCAUCCCUGCAGGGCUGGCAUCGCUGACGGGCCUGCAGGAGCUGGACGUGUCGUGGAGCGGGCUGUCAGGCACCAUCCCUGCGCGCCUGUGUGCUGCUGCCCCCUCCCUGCAAGUGCACCUCGCUGGCAACGCCCUCUCUGGCUCCGUCCCCCCCUCUCUCUCCGACCUGCCCACCUCCUACUUCCGCCCCGGCAACCCCAAGCUCUGUGGGAAACCCCUGCCUGACUGCAAGAAGCGCUCUGCCAAGCCCAGGAAGGGCCGGGUCCCUGCGCUCUGCGCCCUAUUCUCUGCGCCCUAUGCACUGCGCCCUAUGCUCGGCGCCCUAUGCACUGCGCCCCAUGCUCUGCGCCCUAUGCUCUGCGCCCAAUGCUCUGCGCCCAAUGCUCUGCGCCCUAUGCUCUGCGCCCCAUGCUCUGCGCCCCAUGCUCUGCGCCCUAUGCUCUGCGCCCCAUGCUCUGCGCCCUAUGCUCUGCGCCCCAUGCUCUGCGCCCCAUGCUCUGCGCCCUAUGCUCUGUUCCCCAUGCUCUGCGCCCUAUGCUCUGCGCCCCAUGCUCUGCGCCCUAUGCUCUACGCCCAUGGCCCACCCUUUCUCCCCCUCAUCUCUGCUUCACCGCAUUUCCCUCCCUGCUUCACCUCAUUUCCCUCCCUGCUUCACCUCAUUUCCCUCACUGCUUCACCUCAUUUCCCUCACUGCUUCAUCUCAUUUCCCUCACUGCUUCACCUCAUUUCCCUCCCUGCUUCACCUCAUUUCCCUCACUGCUUCACCUCAUUUCCCUCCCUGCUUCACCUCAUUUCCCUCACUGCUUAA